This is a messenger RNA of Telopea speciosissima, 13181 nucleotides long. RefSeq lists its product as uncharacterized. NCBI's taxonomy places the organism in Eukaryota, Viridiplantae, Streptophyta, Magnoliopsida, Proteales, Proteaceae. The record is from RefSeq and is a predicted model, not a curated record. Bases 77 to 13108 code for a protein of 4343 amino acids. Gene Ontology annotation, cellular component: extrinsic component of membrane. Gene Ontology annotation, biological process: protein targeting to vacuole; protein retention in Golgi apparatus. The transcript is spliced from 64 exons.
CUUCGCUUCUACUCAUUCUUCUUCUUCAAUCACCACGCUGUGAUCGAACUCUGGUUAAUUCAAUAACCAAAGAAAGAUGUUGGAGGAUCAGGUCGCAAACUUGUUGCAGAGGUAUCUUGGGAACUACGUCAGAGGUCUCAACAAAGAAGCUCUUAAGAUCAGUGUCUGGCAAGGUGAUGUAGAGCUAAAAAACAUGCAAUUGAAGCCGGAGGCACUUAAUGCAUUGAAGUUGCCUGUGAAAGUCAAGGCAGGCUUCCUUGGUUCAGUGAGGCUCAAGGUUCCAUGGAGCAGGCUGGGUCAGGAACCGGUGGUAGUUUAUCUGGACCGUAUUUUCAUAUUAGCUGAACCUGCAACCCAGGUUGAAGGAUGUACUGAGGAUGCUGUCCAAGAAGCUAAGAAGAGCAGAGUACGGGAAAUGGAAAUGAGGCUGUUGGAAAGUAGUCAGCAACUACAAUCAACAAUGAAUAAAUCAUGGGUGGGCUCCCUAAUCAAUACAGUUAUUGGAAAUCUGAAGCUCUCAAUUACCAACAUCCACAUUAGAUAUGAGGAUCUUGAGAGCAAUCCUGGUCAUCCAUUUGCUUCUGGUGUGACAUUGGCAAAACUUUCAGCUGUGACGAUAGAUGACAGUGGAAAGGAAACAUUUGUUACUGGGGGUGCACUGGAGCGUGUUCAGAAGUCAGUGGAGCUUGAGCGGUUGGCUCUUUAUUUUGAUUCUGACAUUCGCCCAUGGCACAUUGACAAACCAUGGGAGGAUUUGCUUCCUUCAGAGUGGAGUCAGGUCUUUGAAUUUGGUACUAAAAGUGGCAAAUCAGCUGGCUCCGUUAUAGAAGAGCACGCUUACAUUCUGCAACCAGUGACAGGGAAUGCAAAGUAUUCAAAGUUGCGGCCAGAUGAAUCUACAAGUACAGGCCAACCUUUACAGAAAGCAACAAUUAACUUGGAUGAUGUUACUCUUUGUUUAUCGAAGAAUGGAUAUAGGGAUAUUCUAAAACUGGCUGAUAAUUUUGCUGCCUUUAAUCAACGCCUGAGAUAUGCUCACUAUCGGCCACUUGUCCCAGUAAAAUCUGAUCCUAGUUCUUGGUGGAAGUAUGCUUGUAAAGCAGUAUCUGACCAGAUGAAGGCGGCAAGUGGGAAGCUAUCUUGGGAACAGGUCCUGAAGGAUGUAAGCUUACGUAAGAGAUAUAUAUCUCUUUAUGCUUCUCUGCUGAAAUCUGAUGUCAGUAGAAUGGUGGUUGAUGACAGCAAAGAAAUUGAGGAACUAGAUCGUGGACUUGAUAUUGAAGUCAUUCUUCAGUGGAGGAUGUUGGCUCACAAAUUUGUGGAACAGUCAAUAGAAUCAGACAUCUCUGUUAGAAACCAAAAAGCAAAGAAAUCGUGGUGGUCAUUAGGAUGGACUGGGCAAUCCAUGAAGGAUGAAAGUCAACCUUUGCAUUUCAGUGAGGAUGACUUGGAGAGAUUAAAUAAAAUAAUUGGGUACAAGGAAGGUGAUUCUGAGCAGUUGCUGACAACUCAAGACAAGGGAAACAUACUUCAUACCUUUUUGGAGGUUCACAUGAAACGUAAUGCUUCAAAGCUUAUUGCUGAGGCUCACGAGUGUCUUGCUGAAUUAUCCUGUCAAGGUUUGGAUUGCUUUGCCAAGCUGUAUUCAGAAGCAAAAGUUUUUGAUCUGAAGUUGGGAUCAUAUCAGUUAUUAUCACCAAAUGGACUCCUGGCAGAGAGUGCUACUAUGAAUGAUUCUUUGGUUGGGAUAUUUUCAUACAAGCCUUUUGAUGCUAAAGUGGACUGGAGUCUGGUUGCAAAAGCUUCUCCAUGUUACAUGACUUAUGUAAAGGACCCCAUUGACGAAAUAAUCAGCUUCUUUGAGAGCAGCACUGUUAGUCAGACCAUAGCCUUGGAAACUGCAGCUGCUGUGCAGAUGACAAUUGAUGGAGUCAAGCGUACUGCUCAACAACAUGUUAACAGAGCAUUGAAGGAUCAAAUGAGGUUUUUGUUGGACUUGGAUAUUGCUGCUCCCAAGAUUACCAUUCCUACUUUAUUCUGUCCAGACAAUUCUCAUGAGACUAAACUUCUGCUUGAUUUAGGAAACUUGGUGAUCCGUACACAGGAUGACUCUCAAUUGGACUCAUCAAAGGAGAUGGAUAUGUACUUGCAGUUCAACCUGUGUUUGAGUGAUGUUUCUGCUUUUCUAGUUGAUGGUGACUAUAUUUGGAGUCAAAAUCCUGUGGAUACAUCAUCUAGUUCUGGGAAGUCAAGUGGUUUUAGUUUCCUACCUGUUAUUGACAAGUGUGGGAUUGUCCUAAAUCUUCAGCAGAUACGAUCACUGAAUCCAUCCUUUCCCUCUACAAGACUUUCUGUGCGUCUUCCUUCCCUGGGAUUUCAUUUUUCUCCAGCCCGGUACCAUCGGCUAAUGCAAAUUGUGAAGGUCUUUCAGAGUGAGGAGAAGGAGAAAACAGAUUUUCUUCGCCGUGGGAAUCAAUCUGAUUUUGAGGGAUGGCUGUCUCUGCUUGUUUGGAAGGGCGUUGGAAAUAGGGAAGCUGUAUGGCAGCGUAGAUACUUCUGUUUGGUGGGGCCAUUUCUUUAUGUACUUGAGAGUCCUGGUUCCAAAACUUACAAGCAGUAUAUCAGUCUUCGGGGAAAACAAAUAUAUCAGGUUCCAGCAGAAAUUGUUGGUAAUGUGCCACAUGUUUUAGCUGUUUGUGAUGCUGCGCAAUCUAAUAUUAAGGUUGUGGAAGAUGUAAAUUCCCUCGUGUUGCGAUUGGAUUCUGAUGAAUCGAGGAAAACUUGGCAGAGACGCUUUCAAGGGGCUAUAUAUCGUGCAUCGGGUUCUGUUCCUAUCACUGAUUUAUCCAAAACUUCUUCAGAACCUGGAGAUGCUGAAACUGAAGUUGUGGAAAACAGUACUGUGAUGGAUUUAAUGAAGAUGGAAAAAGUGUUUGUCACAGGCAAUCUUGAUGAACUAAAGAUCUGUUUCAAUUAUAGUCAUCAAGUUAAUGGAAGUUUCAUGAAGGUCCUUCUAGAAGAAGAGAUUCGUCUAUUUGACUUCCGUGCAAUAGGUGGUCAGGUUGAAGUUUCAAUUAGGGGGAAUGACCUGCUUAUUGGUACUGUCUUGAAAUCCCUGGAAAUUGAAGAUUUAGUUUGCAAUGGUGGUACUCAACCAUGCUAUCUGGCAAGAUCCUUCAUCAAGACCGCUGACAUCACCACUUUGGAUGCGCCCUUGUCUGUUGUUGAUAAAACUCAUAGUGAAGAUGACAAGUUUUUUGAAGCAUCUGAGAACCUGGUUGACUUUGUUGACUGUCCUGAACAACCACUUCCUCCUAGCUUUAAUCAUAUUGCUGGUCUACUCCCUGAUGCUGAACCUAGAACAGUAACUAGGGAAAUGGUAGUAACUGAUAACUUGGAUAGUUUUGUGAAAGCUCAAAUAGUUAUCUAUGACCCGAACUCUCCUCUAUAUACUAAUGUUGAUAAACGGGUAAUGGUAACCCUAGCUACUUUGUCAUUUUUCUGUCGUAGGCCGACAAUUCUUGCAGUUCUGGAAUUUGUAAAUGCUAUCAACAUUGAGGAUGGAGCCUCUGAUGCUUUAACUGAAAAAUCUUUGUCAACCAAAAUAGAACAGAAUAACUUUGGGGAUGCUUCGAUUGAGGAUCAACCUUCAGCUACAAUCAAAGAGCCUAUCAUUAAAGGACUGCUGGGGAAAGGGAAAUCCAGAGUCAUCUUUGAUUUAUCAAUGAGUAUGGCCCGUGCCCAGAUAUCAUUAAUGAAUGAAAAUGGAUCUAAACUUGCUACGCUAUCGCAAAAUAAUUUGCGCACCGAUAUCAAGGUAUUCCCAUCUUCUUUUAGCAUAGAUGCUGCCUUGGGAAAUCUGAAAAUAAGUGAUGACAAUCUACUUAGUGCCCAUCCGUACUUCUGGGUCUGUGACAUGAGGAAUCCUGGGGGCAGUUCUUUUGUUGAGUUGGUCUUCAGUUCUUUUAGCGUCGAUGAUGAUGAUUAUAGAGGUUGUGAUUAUAGCCUCUUUGGGCAACUUUCAGAAGUACGAAUCAUAUAUUUGAAUCGCUUUGUGCAGGAGGUUGUUAGCUAUUUCAUGGGCCUUGUUCCCAACAAUACUGAGGGUGUUGUAAAACUGAAAGAUCAAGUUACCAACUCUGAAAAGUGGUUCACUACAAGUGAAAUUGAAGGAUCACCUGCUCUAAAAUUGGAUCUGUCGCUUAGAAAGCCUGUAAUCAUGAUGCCUCGGAGAACAGACAGCCUUGAUUACCUGGAGUUAGAUGUGGUCCACAUCACUGUCCAAAACAACUUUUACUGGCGUUUUGGCGACAAAAAUGAAAUGGGUGCUGUCCAUCUGGAAAUACUAGCUGUCCAGGUUGAGAAUGUCAACUUAAUUGUUGGGAGUAGAAAAGAAUCUGGUGAAAGCAUAAUUCAAGAUGUCAAGGGGCUUUCAAUUAUUAUUCGGAGGUCACUUCGGGAUUUGCUGCAUCAAAUCCCGAAUACAGAGGUUACAAUCAAGAUACAUGAGCUGAAAGCUGCUUUAUCCAACAAAGAGUACCAGAUAAUUACUGAAUGUGCAAUAUCUAAUUUGUCCGAGACUCCCAACACUAUUCCACCACUGAACCUUGAGACAGAUGAGGUGGCAGAACCUCUUGUUCCUGUAGCUUCCAGUGUUGAAUUUGAAACGCAUGAGAGAGAAUCAUGGGUGUCUAUGAAAGUUUGGGUUGCCAUUGAUUUGGUUGAAUUAUGCCUGCAUUCUGGGGUAAAGAGGGACACUGCCCUGGCCACAGUGCAGGUGAGUGGUGGAUGGCUUCUCUAUAAGUCUAACACUCUUGGCGAGGGCUUUCUUUCAGCAACACUAAAGGGUUUCACUGUCAUUGAUGAUCGUGAGGGAACUGAGCAAGAAUUUAGACUGGCAAUAGGAAAACCCAAGAGUAUUGGGUAUAGUCCCCAUCAGUAUGUCACUGAUGAUGGUAAUGAACAAUUGGUGUAUACAGAUAAAAAUGCCUUGAAUGAAAACAUUGUAAACCCAGUACCCACAAUGCUUAUUCUUGAUGCCAAGUUUAGCCAGUCAACAACAACUGUAUCAUUAUGCAUUCAAAGGCCGCAAUUGUUAGUUGCACUUGAUUUUUUACUGGCGGUUGUUGAGUUUUUUAUUCCAACAGUUCGCAAUAUGCUGUCAAAUGAAGAUGAUGAGAAUCCUCUCAAUAUGGUUGGUGCGAUUAUUUUGGACCAGCCAACUUAUAAUCAGCCGUCUUCAGAUUUCUCACUCUCACCUCAGAGACCUUUUAUUGUUGAUGAUGAAAAAUUUGACCAUUUUAUUUAUGAUGGUAAAGAUGGAAAUUUAUAUUUACAAAACAGACAUGGUUUCAGUCUCUCUAGUCCUAGCACAGAAGCGAUAAUCUACGUGGGAGAUGGGAAAAGAUUGCAAUUUAAAAAUGUCUAUAUUAAGAAUGGUUGCUAUUUGGAUUCUUGUAUUGUAUUGGGGGUCAACAGUAGCUAUUCAGCUUCCGAAGAUGAUCAUGUUUUCUUGGAGAGUGUGAAUGAUGGUACUCCCCGUAACUCUUCAGAGGAAAGGACUAACAGUGUAGGAAUGCAAAAUACUGCAGCUGAUGGCUCUACUGAGUUAACUAUUGAGUUGCAGGCUAUUGGUCCAGAACUAACAUUUUACAAUACAUCAAAAGAUGUUGGCGAAUUAUCGACACUUCCUAACAAACUUUUGCAUGCACGGUUGGACGCAUUCUGCAGGCUUGUUUUGAAGGGGGACAAUGUUGAGAUGCAUGCCAAUGCCAUCGGAUUGACGAUGGAGAGCAAUGGAGUCAGGAUUUUAGAGCCUUUUGACACCUCUAUAAAAUUUUCCAUUGAUUCUGGGAAAACCAAUAUACACAUAGCUGUUUCAGAUAUAUUUAUGAAUUUCUCCUUCAGCAUCUUGAGGCUGUUCUUAGCAGUUGAGGAGGACAUUUUGGCAUUUCUGAGAAUGACAUCAAAGAAAGUGACAGUGUCCUGCUCUCAGUUUGACAAAGUUGGGACAAUUGAAAAUCCCUAUAGUAAGCAAAUAUACACCUUUUGGAGGCCAUGUGCACCACCUGGUUUUGCGGUUCUUGGAGACUACUUGACGCCAAUGGACAAGCCACCUUCCACAGGAGUUAUUGCAGUAAAUACCAACUUUAUAAGAGUCAAAAGACCUGUAUGUUUCAAGUUAAUUUGGCCAAUAUCAGCAGCGGGAGACAGUCCUGAUUCCCAAGGUUCAAAAGAAUACAUCCAGAGUUCCAAUGAUGGUAGACAAGAGUCACAAGACAGUGGCUGUUCUGUUUGGUUCCCCAUAGCACCACAAGGUUAUGUUGCACUGGGCUGUGUGGUCUCUACUGGAAGAAUGCAACCAUCACCAUCUUCUGUUUUGUGCAUCUCAGCUUCAUUUGUUUCUCCUUGUUCCCUGAGAGAUUGCAUUACAGUGUGUUCUUCUGAGGUAUCAAGCUUAGCAUUAUGGAGAGUGGCCAACUCUGUAGGAUCUUUCUUGCCAGAAGAUCCCAUUUCUAGUAGUUUGACAGGGAGAGCAUAUGAGUUGCGUCAUAUGAUUUUUGGGUUUAUAGAAGGGUCUCCCAAAGAGUCUAGGAGUUCAAACAUUCAUGACACUCAUCCUGGUACUGAUCAUAUUCACCAGCCAGAAAGAUCUAAUAUUGUGAGCUCUGGGCGUCGGUUCGAAGCUGUAGCGAGUUUUAGAUUGAUAUGGUGGAAUCAAGGUUCAAACUCCAGGAAGAAACUAUCAAUUUGGCGUCCAGUUGUCCUGCAAGGGAUGGUAUUCUUUGGAGAUAUUGCUGUUCAGGGGUAUGAGCCUCCAAAUACGACAAUUGUUCUCCAUGAUGCUGCAGAUGAUCUUCUUAAAGCCCCAAUAGACUUUCAACUUGUUGGACAGAUCAAAAAACAGCGGGGAAUUGAAAAUAUUUCCUUCUGGUUGCCUCAGGCGCCUCCAGGUUUCGUUUCCUUAGGAUGUAUUGCAUGUAAGGGGACACCUAAGCAAAAUGACUUUGCCUCGUUAAGAUGCAUACGUAGCGAUAUGGUCACUGGGGAUCAAUUCCCAGAAGACAGUACAUGGGAUACAUCUGAUGCCAGGAUCAUGAAAGAACCAUUUAGUAUAUGGACAGUUGGUAAUGUGGUGGGUACAUUUCUGGUCCGUAGUGGUUUCAGAAAGCCACCCAGAAGAUUUGCUCUGAAGCUCGCAGAUCCAUCUGUUUCCAGUGGUUCAGAUGAUACUGUGAUUGAUGCAGAAAUUGGAACAUUCUCUGCAGCACUUUUUGAUGAUUAUGGGGGUUUGAUGGUUCCAUUGUUUAAUAUCUCCUUAAGUGGUAUUGGAGUUACUCUUCAUGGAAGACCCGACUACUUAAAUUGUACUGUAAAUUGCUCACUGGCUGCUAGAUCAUAUAAUGAUAAGUAUGACUCUUGGGAGCCUCUUGUUGAACCAUUGGAUGGAUUCGUAAGGUACCAAUAUGAUCUGAAUGCACCAGCUGCUUCUCAGUUACGUGUGACCUCUACUGGGGAUCUGAACAUGAAUGUCUCUGUGUCCAAUGCAAAUAUGAUUUUUCAAGCAUAUGCAAGCUGGAACAACCUUAGUCAUGCCCACGAAUCCUAUAAAAAAAGAGAAGCAGUUCUACCAAUUCAUGAUGGGUCUAUCAUUGACAUCCAUCAACGGAAGAAGUAUUUCAUUAUCCCCCAGAACAAGCUUGGGCAGGACAUAUUUAUGCAAGCUACUGAAAUCAGGGGACUUCCGAACAUUAUUAGAAUGCCAUCAGGGGAUAUGAAGGCUAUAAAGGUCCCAGUUUCAAAAAAUAUGUUGGAUUCUCAUUUGAAAGGAAAACUUGCCAACAAACUGAGAAUGAUGGUCACGAUUAUCAUCGCAGAUGGACAGUUGCCCAGUGUUGAAGGAUUGUCUGCACACGAAUAUAUGGUGGCAGUCCAUCUUGUGCCGAAUGAAUUCCUUCCUAGUGGGUCGUUACUGAGCCAACAAAGUUCACGCACUUCGGGUGGUAGUUCAGAUCGUUCCUCAACUCCCGGGCUUGAGCUGGUGAACUGGAGUGAGACGUUUUUUUUCAAAGUUGAUUCACCGGACUAUUACAAGGUGGAAUUCAUUGUGACUGACAUGGGGAAAGAUGAAUCUGUUGGAUGCUAUUCAGCUCCUCUGGCACAGAUAGCUAGCAAUCUCCACGAAAGUUCAAAUUCUUAUGAUUCAGUUGGUGAAUUGUCAUGGAUAGAAUUAUCCUUGGCAGAAACUAUGUCUAUCGCUCAAGGAGAUAAGUAUAAGUUCCAUGGGAGAAUACGAUGUGCUGUACUUCUUUCACCAAAUCUUCAAGUUGAAAAUGACGAGCAAGUCUCAACAAGUAGCAGAAAACGUGGGUCUAUUCAGAUCAGUCCUACAAGGGAAGGACCGUGGACGACUGUAAGGCUAAACUAUGCAGCAUCUGCAGCUUGCUGGCGCCUUGGAAAUGAUGUUGUUGCUAGUGAAGUGAAUGUUAAAGAUGGAAACAGAUACGUAACUAUUCGGUCACUGGUGUCUGUCCGUAAUAAUACAGAUAUUGUGCUUGAUCUGUGCCUCAGACCCAAAACCUGUCAUGAAAACUUAAGUACAAUAAAUGAUGGUGUGAAACAUGAAGAUGAAGCAUUAGAAGGUGAAAGAAUUGAAACAGAUGAGUUCUUUGAAACUGAAAAGUACAAUCCAGCCAUUGGCUGGGUUGGUUGUUCCACUCAACCUAGACAAGAUCAUUUUGGAGGUGGGGACUCCCAUGAGGAAAAUUCUCGAGUUGAUUUGCCAUCAGGUUGGGAAUGGGUUGAUGAUUGGCAUGUUGAUAAUGCAUCUGUGAACACUGCUGAUGGCUGGGUUUAUGCUCCAGACAUUGAACACUUAAAGUGGCCGGAGACAUAUAAUCACUUAAAAUUCAUUAACUAUGCAAGGAAAAGGAGAUGGAUCAGGAAUAGGAAACAAAUCUCCAAUAAUGUAAGGCAGCAAAUAUCAGUCGGGUUACUGAAACCUGGAGAUACAAUUCCUCUUCCUCUUUCAGGUGUGACACAUCCUGGAUUAUACAUCCUGCAGUUAAGACCAUGGAAUGUCAAUGAUCCUGAUGAAUACUCUUGGAGCUCAGUUUUUGAUGGGAAUGAUCAGUUGGACGCUUCUGGUCAACCUAAAGGAAUCUCAGAAAUUUGUGUAUCAACUCUUACUGAAUCUGAGAAACUGUUGUGCUGCACCCGAGUAAAUAACAGUUCUUCAAAUUGUGGGUCAGGGUUGUGGUUCUGUUUGAGCAUACAAGCCACAGAGAUUGGGAAAGAUAUUCAUUCAGAUUCUAUUCAGGAUUGGAAUAUUGUGAUUAAAUCUCCGCUAUCCAUCAUUAAUUUUCUUCCCCUAUCAGCGGAAUUUUCUGUUCUUGAAAGGCAAGCUAGUGGUCAGUUCAUUCACUGCUCUCAAGGAGUGUUUCUACCUGGAGAAACUGUGAAGAUAUACAACGCUGACCUGAGAAACCCUUUGUACUUUUCACUGCUUCCACAAAGAGGAUGGCUUCCAAUGCACGAAGCUGUCAUCAUAUCCCAUCCCAGCAAGGUUCCAUCCAAAACAAUAAGUUUUAGAAGUUCAUUUUCUGGAAGGAUCGUUCAUGUCAUUCUUGAACAAAUCCCAAAUAAAGAACAGCAUAUUGUGGCAAAGGUUGUUAGAGUCUAUGCUCCCUACUGGAUUGCCAGUGCCAGAUGUCCUUCCCUUACAUAUAGGGUUGUAGAUAGAUCAGUGAAGAGGAAAAAACGGAAUUUCUCUCUCCCAUUCCCUUCAAAGCAGAGAAAUGAAGUAAUCCUUGAGGAGAUCACUGAAGAGGAAAUAUUUGACGGAUAUAGCAUCGAUUCUGCACUAAACUUUAAACUUGUUGGCCUCUCAGUGUCUAUAAGUCAAUCAGGCAAAGAACAAUUUGGACCUGUUAGAGACCUUACUCCUCUUGGGGACCUGGAAGGCUCAAUGGAUCUCUCUGCUUAUGAUUCUGAUGGUAACUGCAUCCGGCUCUUUAUAUCCUCAAAACCAUGCCCCUAUCAAUCAAUUCCUACGAAGGUAAUGUCUGUCCGGCCGUUCAUGACAUUCACGAACAGACUUGGUCAAAAUAUGUUUAUCAAGCUAAGUAGUGAAGAUGAGCCCAAGAUCUUACGUACAUCUGACUCAAGAGUCCCGUUUGUAUUUCGUGAAACAGGGAGGCCUGAUAAAUUCCAGGCUCGACUGGAGGAUACGGAAUGGUGUUUUCCUGUUGAAAUUGUGAAAGAGGACACCAUCUAUCUAGUUUUGAGAAAACAUAAUGGUGCCAGGAGAUUUGUGAGGACAGAAAUUCGAGGCUAUGAGGAGGGAUCACGUUUUGUAGUUGUGUUCCGUUUAGGAUCUACAAAUGGUCCUAUCAGACUGGAGAACAGAAUAGUGAGCAAGACAAUCAGGAUACGCCAGUCUGGCUUAGAUGAUAAUGCCUGGAUUCAAUUAGAAUCCCUGUCAACUACAAAUUUCUGUUGGGAAGAUCCAUAUGGACAUAGACAAAUCGAUGCUGAGAUCAAGAAUGGGAGUAAUAUAUCUGUCCAAAAGUUCAGCUUGGAUAAGACAGGAGUAUAUGCUGCAGAUGAGACAGCACCAGGAGUACAGCUUCAAAUUGUAGAAAUUGGUGUUAUUAUGGUUGUGAGAUUCAUUGAAGACAGGUCAUCAGAUUCAAAUGUACAGGAACAAAACAAUGUCCUGGCAUCUAUUGGAAAUUGGGGCAUCUCUUGUAUGCAAAGAACCCAACAGAUUGAUACUGCUCCUAUAGAGGUUAUAAUUGAGCUGGGUGUUGUUGGAAUUUCUCUAAUAGAUCAUAGACCACGAGAGCUUGCAUACUUAUACUUGGAGAGGGUUUUUGUUUCAUAUUCAACUGGUUAUGAUGGGGGCACCACCAGCAGGUUCAAGCUUAUAUUUGGCUAUUUACAGCUUGAUAAUCAGCUCCCACAAACAUUGAUGCCUGUUCUGUUGGCACCUGAACAAACAACUGACAUGCAGCAUCCAGUUUUCAAAAUGACAAUUACAGUGAAGAACGAGAAUACUGAUGGCACCCAGGUGUACCCGUACGUUUAUAUACGGGUCACUGACAAGUGUUGGAGGGUUAGUAUUCAUGAACCCAUUAUUUGGGCAUUGGUGGAUUUCUACAAUAAUCUUCAGUUAGAUCGAAUACCCAAAAGCUCUAAUAUCUCAGAAGUUGAUCCUGAGAUACGAGUGGACCUAAUAGAUGUUUCAGAAGUUCGGUUGAAGUUGUCACUGGAGACAGAACCAACUCAGAGACCUCAUGGGAUUCUAGGCAUCUGGAGCCCCAUACUGUCAGCAGUUGGAAAUGCAUUUAAAAUUCAGGUUCAUCUAAGGAAAGUCAUGCACAAGAACAGAUUUAUGCGGAAAAGUGCGGUUGUUCCUGCAAUUGUAAACCGUAUUUGGAGAGACCUGAUCCAUAAUCCUUUACAUCUGAUAUUUUCAGUAGAUGUGCUUGGUAUGACAAGCUCAACAUUAGCAUCUCUUAGCAAAGGUUUUGCUGAGCUCUCAACAGAUGGGCAGUUUCUAAAGUUGCGUUCAAAGCAGGUAUGGUCAAGGAGAAUCACUGGGGUGCGUGAUGGAAUUCUUCAAGGAAGUGAAGCUCUUGCACAAGGUGUAGCUUUUGGAAUGUCUGGUGUAGUGACAAAACCUGUGGAGAGUGCCAGACAACAUGGUGUUCUAGGGUUUGCUCAUGGUCUUGGACGAGCUUUCCUUGGAUUCAUAGUGCAACCAAUGAGUGGAGCAUUAGAUUUCUUCUCAUUGACAGUGGAUGGAAUUGGUGCAAGUUGUACCAGAUGCUUAGAGGUCUUCAAUAGUAGGACCAAUUUCCAGAGAAUCAGAAACCCCCGGGCAAUUCAUGCAGAUUGUGUUCUUAGGGAGUAUUGUGAGAAAGAAGCAAUUGGGCAGAUGAUCCUUUGGCUCGCAGAAGCUAAUCGGCAAUUUGGUUGUAUGGAAAUAUUCAAGGAGCCUUCAAAGUAUGCUUGGUCUGAUUAUUAUGAGGAUCACUUCAAUGUGCCUUACCAGAGGAUAGUACUUGUAACAAACAAGCGUAUUAUGCUACUGCAGUGUCUGGCUCCAGACAAGAUGGAUAAGAAACCCUGCAAGAUCAUGUGGGAUGUACCUUGGGAAGAGCUCUUGGCAUUGGAGCUGGCAAAAGCUGGCUACCCUAGACCCUCUCACUUGAUUCUGCAUCUCAAAAUUUUCAAAAGGUCUGAAAACUUUGUCCGGCUUGUCAAAUGCAAUGUUGAAGAAGAAGCUGGAGGAGGAGAACCCCAAGCUGUUAGGAUAUGCUCAGUAGUGCGUAACGUGUGGAAAAAACACCAGUCAGACAUGAAAAGCCUAGUUUUGAAGGUUCCUUCUAGCCAGCGGCAUGUAUAUUUUGCUUGGGAUGAACCAGAUGGAAGAGACUGGAAUAAUCAGAUUAAGGCUGUGAUUAAGCCAAGAGAGUUCUCUUCAGUUGGUUCUGUUUCAGAUGAUAUGAAAUUCAUAAAACAUAGUAUCAACUUUCAGAAGAUCUGGAGCAGUGAACAAGAGUCAAGAAGUCAGCGCACAUUGUGCCGAAAGCAGGUUUUGAAGGAUGGUGGAUUAUGUAGCAUUUGGAGACCAAAUUGCCCCAAUGGUUAUGUAUCCAUUGGGGACAUAGCUCGUAUUGGCACUCAUCCGCCAAAUGUUGCUGCUGUGUACCAUAAGAUCAACGAGCAGUUCUCAAUUCCAGUGGGUUACGACUUGGUGUGGAGGAACUGCUCGGAGGACUAUACUACUCCUGUAUCAAUUUGGUACCCACGGGCACCAGAAGGAUUUAUCUCUCUUGGGUGUGUUGCUGUAGCUGGUUUCUCAGAGCCACAACCAGGUUGUGUGUACUGUGUGAGAGGAACACUUGCCGAAGAGACAAUAUUUGAGGAGCAAAAAUUGUGGGAGUCACCAGACUCAUACCCAUGGGCCUGCCAUAUCUAUCAGGUUCAAAGUGAAGCUCUUCAUUUUGUCGCUUUACGACACCCAAAGGAAGGAUCUGAUUGGAAACCAAUGAGGGUCAUUGACGACCAGCAGCAGCCAUCACAAGAAACAGCUGCUUGAUGAACAUUAGAGUGGUAUGAUAGGCCUCUUUCCAUGUGAAUGUUCAGAAAGACUUGCAAGUGGGCUUUUGCUU